Messenger RNA from Rotaria sp. Silwood2, 399 nucleotides. The record is from the annotation of a GenBank genome assembly. Lineage: Eukaryota; Metazoa; Rotifera; Eurotatoria; Philodinida; Philodinidae.
AUGACGAAUGUGCUUCCCGAUCCCCAUUCUCCAAAGCAACCAGUAGGUCGAUCAUCUGUGCACUUAUCCAAACAAGCUGACAGUGAGAUCAGAUAUCAAUUCCAGCUAUUGUUGAGUGAAAAAAUUUAUCCAACGACAACAAAUAUUCUUGAAAGAUUGCGCGCUGCUCAUGAUGAUUUUCCAAUCCAAUCUAAAACAAUUCUUUGUCGUAAUCUUCAUCGAAUAGGUUUCCGUUAUAAAUCUACAACAAAAGUCAAAAUUCCACUUGAUCACGUUUCAUUUGUUGCUCAACUUGCGAAAUUUUAUCGCAAGAUCGAUGAGUUACGGAUGGCUGAUGCGCUUAUUUUUUAUCAUGAUGAAAGUUGGUCAAAUGUUGGAGAAGAAAAAGGAUCUAUCUGA